Triplophysa rosa is the source of this 3400-nucleotide messenger RNA. RefSeq names its product coiled-coil-helix-coiled-coil-helix domain containing 3a (gene chchd3a). Gene Ontology annotation, biological process: inner mitochondrial membrane organization. NCBI's taxonomy places the organism in Eukaryota, Metazoa, Chordata, Actinopteri, Cypriniformes, Nemacheilidae. The transcript is spliced from 10 exons. The coding region runs from base 165 to 1181 and encodes 338 amino acids. Gene Ontology annotation, cellular component: MICOS complex; mitochondrion. The record is from RefSeq and is a predicted model, not a curated record.
UGAACCCGGAAGCACACUGUGUUUCCAAACGGGAACGUGUGGCACCAGUGGACGGGCACUAUAACCCCCCCACCUGUCAAUUUUAGGACUAUUUAGUGUUAGAAAGUACUGACAAGAAUUACAUGAGGUGCUGGUUAAACUCCAACGGAGUUGUUUAAUCAGCAAUGGGAGCUAACAGCAGCACGCGUCGCGUGUCUUUUGAGUCGGAUGAGAAUGAGAACAUAACCAUAGUGAAGGGCAUAAGGCUCUCAGAGAAGGUCAUAAACCGCAUGAAGGAACCCACUGAACACUCAAAGACCCAGUCAACCUCCAGAACCCCACCUGCCUCACCCCCCUUGGUUGAUCCUUUGCCAGCCCUGGUGCCAGUAUACCCUCCAUUUGACCCCCUUUCGUCUCCUGUGCCAGAGUCAGCAAAAGUCCCCCCACCUCCACCUUUGACCAAGACUGUGUCCUCCCCUGCACCACGUACCCCCUCAGCUGAAUCAGCGGGUGUUGUAUCGACCCCUGCAGCCGACCUUGUGGCCUUCACUUCUCAAACUAUCCCCCACCCUCCUCCAACUGCAGAAGAACCUGUGGCGUCCCCAGCUGUGGAUGAGUCAGAGCUCAGAAGAAAGAUCACGGAGGAACUGGAGAGAGGUUUGGAGCAGGAGAGGAAAAAAGCACGAGAGGAGCUGAACCAGCGGCUGGAAAAGGAAAGAUCCAAGGCCCAUGCAGAGGCUCAGGCCCAGGUAAAGGAUGAGGUGAGCAGGAUCCUGGCAAUGGAAAAAGCCAGUGCGGAGGACAACGUCAAGAAAGCCAUGCUGAGAGAGAGAGUCAGCGCAGAGGACGAGCGAUUACGAGCUCAGAUCUAUCAGAUGGAGAGAAAGGCCGGACAAUUGGAGGAUAGAGAAAAGGAACUCAAGAAGCAAGAUGCUUUCUACAGAGAGCAACUGGCUAAGAUGAAGGAAAGGAGUGCCCAGUUCUACAAGGUGACCAAUGAGAACUAUAAGAAAGCAGCCGAUGAGGUCAACGCCAAGUUCAAGCGAUAUGAAAUUAGUCCGGUGUGCAGUGACCUUCAGGGUGAGAUUUUGAAGUGCUACAGGGAAAAUGCUGGAAAGACUUUGCAGUGUUCCAACAUAGCCUCACGUUACCUCCAGUGUGUCAACAAUGCUAAACAGGAGAAGUUAAGGACUGGAGGUUAAGUUUCAGAGCAGGAAGCGAGGGAGACCCGCGUGUAUCCAUGAUCUCACCGUUUAUCGACUGUUGCCAAGGAAAGACACCAUCCAGAGGCGCACCUGAUUCACAAGAGCAGUAAAAUGAGACACACCCUCAGACCUUUCUCUUUUCCACCACCCUUUCCCUCCACUUUUACCUUCCCUCCUGCUGUUUCUCCUUUCUACAGAAAUGGAGAAAAUGGGCAUUAAUGGACAGAACAGAAUGGGCACCGUGCAGUCCAGCCCAAUAAGCACUGGUGAUUGUAGGUGGAACCGAAUGUUCUAGACACUGAACCAAAAAGCAAACAUCUCAUCAUGGUUUACCUAGGCUGAUACACAACGCGAGAAACUGUAGAAGCACAUUGAGUUGAUCACGCUAGCCCAAGCUUGACCCAACCACAACAAUCUCAGAACUCCAAUCCAGUAGCUUUGAAAUCAAAGUUGGGUCUAGAUUUGGUCGGUUUGCCUUUGAACACUGACGUAUCAUCAUUCACCAUUUUUGCCUCUACCCUGGUAGCCAAUCACAAUUCUCCACCACACUCCUCAUUGCACUUGACACAUCUUCAAGCUGUUCAUUGUGUUUUUGUGCGUACCGUUCAUAAUCCACUUGAUUUGUUUUGUGUUGUCGUUCACACGAGGCGUUCGGUCCGAGCCUCUGAUCUGCUUUGAAGAAUUAAACUAUGAAACCCUGAACCACUUCAGCCCGUGUCCUUUUAUUGUCUUGUUAAAAAAGAUGCAUGUUUUUAAUGCAUUGAUGCUGUUCGUAGUCAUAGUAGAUUAGGGUUUCAUGAAAAGCAUUUUUAAUGCACAGAGAUAAAUGAAGAGAGAGAGAGAGCAGAUGCUACCAAGAAUGAGAGUAUUUGAGAGUAAAAGCACGUUUGCAUCCUAAAGCGUAGCCUCUCUCUCUCUCUUAUAUCUCUUUCCUCUCUUUCAUUCUUCGCACCAUUUUAAAUUUAUCCGUCAGGCUAUGCAGUGUCGCUCCAGUAGUUCUUGAGAGGAGUGAAAAUGCCUCUUCACUUUCAGGCUAAAAUCCCUUUUACGCGCACACACGCUUUUCUAAAGUUGCCAGCCAUGAGAACUCUUCACCAUGCCAGAUCAGUCCCCGUGCACUGAUGGUUCAGAAACACAAACAUACAAUCUUCUUCAUCUCUUGACUCCAGACGGCAUGCAAAAUGGAUAACGCAAUGACUCAACUGAUACAUAAGACCACUUGGUAUUGUGUAUAUGGAAAUUGCAGACUUACUAAACUGUGACACGUUAUAGAAGUAAAAUGGGUUGUAAUUGCUGUCCGUGGGACACUGUCCUAUUUUGGUAUCUAUGUCCUAUAAAAAUUUUAACGUUGUUUGUUUUUUUUUUUUUUAAUUCUUUAAGACAAACCAUGUGGAAAUAAUCAUUCAAUACCAUAACUGAGUAUUUUCUCCUUAAAACAGCAGUUAGCCAAUGACAAUCUCAUAAAAACAGUUUUCUACGCCACAAAUAUGUUGAAACCAAUCAUGUCACAGUUGACUGAGUGGAUCAGGUAGUACGAGCUGGUGUGAUUUGACUGGAGGCGGAGACUAAUUUGCAUAUUCAUGAAUCCCUAGGCUCCUAACGCAAAUGUGGAGUUGCAUUCAAGGUAUUUAAAAACAUGAAGAACUUAUUUAAAAAGUCUAUCUUUAUAUAUGUAAAUGUGUCAUUUUAAUGAUCAAAGAUGAUUUUUAAUGGAUACAAUUCUUCGUCUUUUUCGUUUUUCCACUGACAUCACGCCCACAGAUUCUACUCGUCUCUCAAAACUCCAGGGUUUCUCCAUCAUUGCCUCUCAGCAAUCAGAGGUUAAUCUUCAUUCUGUAAAGAGUAUUCCUCUCAGGGCAGAUCUACCUCUCAUCUUCUCUCAGAGCAGCUAGGGGAAGAAACUCCUAAGUCCUCUCAACUUUAUCGGCUGUUUUCCUCUUUUCUUCUCUUUCUGAUAGCUUGUCUUAUUGUUCCUGUUUGUGCGGUGUGUGAAUGUUUCUGCCGGCUGUAAUCGAAGAGUUUCUCACAGGGGGAUUAUGGAAUUCUCUCAGGUUCUCUAAUUCCUUCCAAACCAACGCUUGGCAUUAUGGGAAUGACAGCUGCUGAAGCACCUUUGCAGUUUACUUGUAAUACCUUAAAGACUCAAUGUAGUGGUUUGACAGACACAUUUUUCUUUUCUGUGUAAAAGCUGCAGUAUGUAACAAAAUAAAAAUAUA